This is a messenger RNA of Photinus pyralis (common eastern firefly), 1045 nucleotides long. RefSeq names its product ubiquinone biosynthesis O-methyltransferase, mitochondrial-like. Bases 127 to 963 code for a protein of 278 amino acids. The transcript has 5 exons. Gene Ontology annotation, molecular function: 2-methoxy-6-polyprenyl-1,4-benzoquinol methyltransferase activity. Gene Ontology annotation, biological process: ubiquinone biosynthetic process. NCBI's taxonomy places the organism in Eukaryota, Metazoa, Arthropoda, Insecta, Coleoptera, Lampyridae. The record is from RefSeq and is a predicted model, not a curated record.
CAGCUCCAUCUAUUAUAACAUUGAGGUAAUAAAUAAAAAUGCGGUUUAUUUUGUUAUCACAAAUUAAUAAUCCGUAGUAAAGUUUGUGUUGAAGUUUUUGCUGGACUUACCAUAUAAACAAGCAAGAUGCUACAAAGAACAGGAAGAUGUUCGGCAUCAUACUACAAAAACAUUAUAAAACCUCUUGUGAAAUUACAAACUUGUGGACUUCAAAAUGAUUCAACCGCUGAUAAGACUGAAGUAAAACAUUUCAAUCAGAUUAGGACUGGAUGGUGGGACGAAAUGGGAGCUGUAAAACCUCUGCACUCCAUGAACAAACUACGAGUUCCCUUAAUUCGAGAGGGUUUAAUCAACACGGGUUUAAUUCAAAAAAACUUUAUUAGCACACCCAAACCUCUCACAAAUUUAAAAAUACUGGAAGUGGGUUGCGGAGGUGGUAUAUUAACGGAAGCGUUGGCUCGCUUAGGCUGUUGUAUAACGGGCAUUGAUGUGGCGGGUGAACUGCUCGAAAUAGCAAAGGAGCAUAGCGCCAGCCAUCCUUCACGGGAAAAUAUCAAUUACCAGUUGACCACCAUUGAGAAAUUUGCCGAGACUAACGUUGAACAAUUUGACGCGGUCGUUGCGUCUGAAGUUUUGGAACACGUCGAUCACCAAGAGCAAUUUGUGGAAGCAUGUGUCCGAUGCUUGAAACCUGGAGGAUCGAUAUUCCUUACGACGAUUAAUCAAAAUUUAUUGUCGUGGUUUCUUGUUGUUCCAGUGGCGGAAAGCAUUCUGCGCCUAGUGCCAAAGGGUACCCACCAUUACGAUAAGUUCAUCUCUCCACACCGCACGCAAAAAUUUCUUGAACAUAAUAACUGCAGAACCAGACUAGUACAUGGUUUCUUUUACAACGUUUUGACAAAUACUUGGUUUUGGACUUCAAAUACUGUAGUGCAUUAUGCCAUGCAUGCAGUAAAACUGUGAAUCUUUUUGUACAAAUAACUGUUUGGGACUGUAGGUAUAGUUUAAAAUGUAAGUACCUAAUAAAGUAACCCUUCACUAUUCA